This is a messenger RNA of Poeciliopsis prolifica (blackstripe livebearer), 685 nucleotides long. It is a transcript of the gene lyrm7, whose product is annotated as LYR motif containing 7. NCBI's taxonomy places the organism in Eukaryota, Metazoa, Chordata, Actinopteri, Cyprinodontiformes, Poeciliidae. The coding region runs from base 115 to 429 and encodes 104 amino acids. Gene Ontology annotation, biological process: mitochondrial respiratory chain complex III assembly. The transcript is spliced from 5 exons. The record is from RefSeq and is a predicted model, not a curated record.
UUUAGCCAGCGAAGAGCACGCCGAGCACCUGAUUGGCUGCAACACUGCGUCAUCCCAAACCCUUCGCUGAUUGGUCAACGUCGUACAUAUCGGAAGUAGGGAGAAAAAUUCAACAUGGGUACUCGUUUGAAGGUCCUAAGCGUGUUUAAAAAGCUGCACAGAACAAGAAUGGACGUAUUCAGAGAGGAUGGAAGAGCUUUGGCAGCUGCAAGGCUAAAGAUCAACGAGGAGUUCAAGAAAAACAAACAUGAAACGUCAGAGGAAAACAUAGAAAAGAUGAUUAAAAUGGGCUCUGAUGUGGAAGCUGUUCUUCGUGAGACUGUGCUGCAAGUGGAACACGUUGCAGAAAACAAACUCUUGCUUCGACCUAGAGAGGGUCUACUGUUGGAAAAUGUGCCCUAUUGUGAUGAACCAAGGAAAAAAUUAUGACCAUCCUUCCUUGAUGCUCAUUUUGAGCAUCAAUCAAGAGAUAUUCAUUCAUCACACCCAGCUGCCGUUUAAUGGAUAUCACAAAACAGUGUUUAAAGUUGUGAUGACCUCCUGAGCCAUUACAUUAUGGCUAAAAAAGGUUGCUGUAAACCUGAUGCCAUUAUUUCAUGUACAGUAUUUUAUUAGUUGUUAUAAAAUGUGUUAGUUGCUUGUAAUAAAGGCAAUUUGAUCCAAAAUUAUGUUACUGAUACUGGAA